AGCCAUUCAAAUCGAAAAUGGAGGAGUUCAUUGAGAGCGCAACAAAGACAAUCGAUAAACUCUACAAAGACUUGGAUGAGUCGCGAGAGAUGUUCAUCGAAACGAUGCGCUUCUAUCACUAUACGCCCAAAUCUCGGGCGCUGGAACAAUGCACGCCCGAUCAGUUCUUUGAGUAUUGGACGAACUUCACCAAUGACUUUAAGGACAUUUGGAAGAAGGAGAUUGCCACGUUGUAUGACGACUUGUUACGCAAGUCGAAGCAAAUUCAGACACAAUCACGCAAAAAUGUUAAAACCACAAAACUGAAGCCAGGCGGCCUUAAGGAACGUAUCCUGCGUUUGAGUAAAAAGUAAAACCAAACUACAGCAGCUCAACUUUGUAAUGCGAAAUAAAAUAUAGAGAUUUUAAUAUUUAUUAUGCAGUUUAUGGCAUUUGUUUGAAAUCGUACGAAAAUGCUUUCAUGCAUAACUUUGUUGCUUUAUAGCGUGUUUUCACUAGCUAAUUGAGUAUUAAAUUUUUUGCAAAUACAAACAAACUUUAGCUUACAAGAAAUGCACACACCAAUCGGAACGUACGUACACACUUAUACAUACAUACAUACAUACAUACAUACUUAGAAAGUAGCCUUAUAUUAAAUUUAGCAAAUAGACUA
Messenger RNA from Rhagoletis zephyria (snowberry fruit fly), 652 nucleotides. RefSeq names its product protein cappuccino-like. The record is from RefSeq and is a predicted model, not a curated record. NCBI's taxonomy places the organism in Eukaryota, Metazoa, Arthropoda, Insecta, Diptera, Tephritidae.